CGUGAUUCAAUAUCAGGUGAUUCUUUUUCCCGGAAGUGAUUUAAGAGUUUUCAACCUUUAUUUUUGUCGCCUUUAAAUAAAUUAUUAUUGUAUUUGUUUUCAUGGAGGCUACACUAGAGCAACACCUCGACGACACGAUGAAAAAUCCUGCGAUUGUUGGAGUUUUGUGUACAGACGCCCAAGGUCAUAAUCUUGGCUGCCGUGGUUCCCUUUCUGAUGAGCACGGUGGAGUUGUGUCUGUUCUCGCUAAACAGGCUGCUUCUUUAACUAAAGAUCCAACAGACACUCCGACUGUGUGUCUCGAAUCUGAUUCAGGGAAUGUGCUGGUGAGGACACAUGGGACCAUCACAGUAGCCUUGCACAAGAUGGUGUCAUAAAAUCUUUGGAUGCACGCUUCAUCUUCAGAAGAUCUCAGUGUUAUUGCUAAUGUACAACUGUAGCUGAUGUUACCAUGUAUCUGCUUUUGAUUACAAAAGGUCUUGUGCACAUCUGAUAACUGGCAUGUGUUGUGCUUUGUUUAUGACCUGUUUUGCAGGAUUUGCAGGAACUGAUAUAUAAUGUUUGCAUAUUCUUUUACAGUUAGAUACAUUUCGCAAUUAUUCAGUUUCCUGAUUAACAGGAAAUGCUUUUGGUGUCUCAAAAUGUUGCUGUUAAUAAAUUAUUUAAUAAAUAGUUA
Molecule: messenger RNA, 676 nt
Organism: Tachysurus vachellii
Lineage: Eukaryota; Metazoa; Chordata; Actinopteri; Siluriformes; Bagridae
Gene: lamtor5
Product: late endosomal/lysosomal adaptor, MAPK and MTOR activator 5
Exons: 4
Coding region: 102-377 (91 amino acids)
Biological process (GO): positive regulation of TORC1 signaling; cellular response to amino acid stimulus
Cellular component (GO): lysosome; Ragulator complex; cytoplasm
Molecular function (GO): guanyl-nucleotide exchange factor activity
Source: RefSeq, a predicted model, not a curated record